This is a messenger RNA of Dendrobium catenatum, 869 nucleotides long. RefSeq lists its product as uncharacterized. NCBI's taxonomy places the organism in Eukaryota, Viridiplantae, Streptophyta, Magnoliopsida, Asparagales, Orchidaceae. The record is from RefSeq and is a predicted model, not a curated record. Bases 69 to 767 code for a protein of 232 amino acids. The transcript is spliced from 7 exons.
UUCCGAUUUCCGAAUUCCGACUAUGUGAUUGCUAUUAUGAAUGACUAUUAAAUCGAUUAGACAAACAAAUGAAUCCCGUGGAGAAGAAAGCCGCCGCCAAUCCGUGGAAGGAAGGGGAACACGCUUCCCCGGCUUGGGGUGCCCUACUCUUCGGCUUGAUAGGCGCCACCAUCACCACGGCCGCGGUCUAUCAACUCCGCAGGAGUGUUAGCUGGAUCUACACUGAGCUGAAUAGGUCAGAUCCCCAGUCAACUUGGCGAAAUUCAAGAGCUGGUUCUAGUAGAAGAUUCCAAGAAGAAGCUUGGAGAAGAUAUAACCGCCGGAUGAAUGAGGAGCAUAAGGAGGAAAGGGAGAGAGUAGAACGCAUCAGACGGAUGCAAAGAAUAUUCAAUCGAGAGAGAAAAUUAUAUAAGAGAAGCUAUGAAAACUGGAGGGACUAUGGUCCUGGUGCAUAUCAACAUUUCCAACAAGAUGAUUGGUACUGGAAUUCAGAUGCAUCUUAUGGAGAUCAAAGGACGAAUUUCAGAUCCUACCCUUGGGAAACUGAACAUUAUACCAUGUCGCAUCAUUAUUCUAUCUUGGGUCUUGACAGUUUAAGGGCAACACCAUAUACAGAUGCUGAAAUAAAGACAGCUUUCAGGGCAAAAGCAAUGAAGUAUCACCCAGAUCAGAAUCCAGAUAAUAAAGAGGCUGCAGAGGCUAAAUUUAAAGAAGUGAUGGUAUCUUAUGAAGCUAUAAAGCUAGAAAGGAAAAUUGGGAAUUGUUGAUCUCAAUGACAUUAAAUGUUGAUAAUGAUCCAUGCUUUGAGGAAAAUGACCAUGUUUGAUAUUUGCCAUAAUAUUGAAAUCAAAAUCUUUUUUUAGCUGUUU